Molecule: messenger RNA, 1326 nt
Organism: Diaporthe batatas
Lineage: Eukaryota; Fungi; Ascomycota; Sordariomycetes; Diaporthales; Diaporthaceae
Exons: 3
Coding region: 1-1326 (441 amino acids)
Biological process (GO): protein dephosphorylation
Molecular function (GO): protein serine/threonine phosphatase activity
Source: RefSeq, a predicted model, not a curated record
AUGGUGCAGGAAAGCUACCGCGGAUUGGAAUGGCAGAGGCGGAAUUACCCGCUUCUCAGCCUGGAAGAAGCGAACGAGGUUCUGCGCAGAAGUGAGAUGUCUCGGAAUCCGGACAUUCAGGGCUCUGUCCCUGUCACCCGCUUCGACACCCUGAGGCUCGAGGCGACAAGCCCAUGCCAGGACAAUUACACUUACGAGACCGCUCAUGUCGGCACGGGCUCGCCAUGGCAUUUCUGGGGGGUCUUUGACGGCCAUGCCGGCCACCAGACUUCGACUGUGCUCAGCCAGGCGCUCGUCUCGUACGUGGCACGAGAACUCAGGCAGGCAGACAAGGCCGACCCAGCCAGCAUCGACAAAGCCAUCACGCAAGGAUUCGUCAAGCUCGACGACGACAUCAUCAGGGGGGCUCUGGAGUCCGUGACCAGCGGGGAGACCCGCCCGCGCGCAGAGGUCAUCGCCGACAUCGCCCCAGCAAUCUCAGGCUCUAUGGCCGUGCUCGGUGUCUACGACCCGGCCACGUCUGCACUCCGCGUUGCGUCCGUCGGGGACUCACAGGCCGUCCUGGGCGUGUACAAAGGCCCAAGUCCAGAUGGCGACCCGUCUCGGCCGACAUGGAUGGCAGCCCCCCUAUCCACCCCCCAGACGCCCGACCGCCCGGACGAGCUCGCCAGCAUCCACGACAAGCACCCGGGGGAGCCCGACGCGGACCUGUUCACCCCGGACGGGAGACGCCUGCUCGGCCUGCCCGUCACCAGGGCCUUUGGUGACCACAGGUGGAAAUGGCCCGAGGACGCGGUCACGGCGGCACACAAGAAAUACUACGCGCCUCCUGGCCGCCCGAAUGCGAAGACCCCGCCGUAUCUCUCGGCCGAGCCUGAGAUCGCCACCGCAACAGUCAAGGCGGGUGACUUUGCCAUUCUCGCCACGGACGGCCUGUGGGACACCCUGUCUCCAGACAUCGCAGUCCAGUGCCUACAGAUGUGGUGCCACGACGGCAGGCUUAACGGCCCCCGUGAGCAUCAGGGCACUGCCCAAGACCAGGAGCCAGAGAGCGUAGAGUCCGUGCCUGUUUUCCCCGCCCGCGACGACGAGGCCCCGACGAGGGUGGGCUCUGCUUGGGAGUGGAGGGCCCGGCCCGAGGACCUUGUCGUCCAAGACGACAACGCCGCCACCCACCUUGCGCGGAACGCCCUUGGUGGCAAGCGGAGGGAGCAGUUCUGUACGAUCCUGGGGGUGCUGGACCCCCACAAGGACGAUGCGCACGACGAUACCACGGUCCAGGUUCUGUUCUUUGGCGAUAGGGAGUCUCACCGAGUCCAGAACUGA